ACCAACUCUCUGGACGACGACGGAAUUCUGGUGGGUAACUGGUCCGGCGACUACUCUGGCGGCACUGCACCCACUGCCUGGGUGGGGAGCGUCGCCAUCUUGGAGGAGUACUGGAAGACGAAGCAGCCUGUCAAGUUCGGCCAGUGUUGGGUGUUCUCCGGGGUCGUCACCACGCUAUGCAGGGCUCUGGGCAUACCAUGUCGCAGCGUCACCAACUUUGCAUCCGCCCACGACGUGGACGCCUCUAUCACAAUCGAUAUGUAUUGGACCUCAGACGGCAAGCCGAUGGAGGACGCCAACUUCGACUCCAUUUGGAACUUUCACGUUUGGAAUGACGUGUGGAUGGCUCGCCCCGAUCUUCCCCCAGGGUAUAGUGGCUGGCAGGCCAUCGAUGCCACACCCCAGGAGACCAGCGACGGUAUCUAUUGUUCUGGCCCUUGUUCGGUGAACGCUUUACGUGACGGCGUAAUCACUCUGCCAUAUGACGGUCCUUUCAUCUUUGCCGAAGUGAACGCAGACAAGGUUCAUUAUAUUCAAAAGUCAAAUGGAGAAUUUAGGAGCGUCAUUCAGAAAGACAUUGUUGGCAAGCGUAUUAGUACUCGGCUACCAGACGGUUUUGCAAGGCGUGCAGUGGUUGGAAGUAUCAUAGAUGAUCCCGACAGGCACGACAUCACAUCCCAGUAUAAGCACACAGAAGGUACUGCAGAGGAGAGGGCUGCACUGAUGAAAGCCAUCUCGACCUCCACAAGACAAGAUAUAUACGAUGACGUUGGCGACGAUGUGAAAUUCAACUUUGUGGACAAAGAUGACAUAUUCAUUGGUUCAGACUUUGACGUCGAGGUCAAGGUGACAAACACAAGCGACGAGGAGAGGAAUGUCACCAUCACCCUGUCUGCCACGGUGUGCAGAUAUACAGGCGUACCAGUGGCGCAGCUGAAAAACGAACAGUUCCAAAUAAAACUGGAACCUAAAUCUGGAGAACAAAGCGUGAAGAUGGCGUGUACUGUAGACGAGUACCUUCCAAAACUGGUGGAGGGAGCAUCCAUGAAGAUAGGUGGUAUGGCCUGGGUGAAGGAGACUGGACAGGUCCAUGCAGACCUCGACGACUUCCGUCUAAGAAGACCCGAUCUCAAAGUAGAGGCGAAAUGCCUUGACGAUUCUGGAAUUUUCAGAGUCGGAGUACCAUUCGAUCUGGUGGUUUCUUUAACCAAUCCUCUUAACAAACAGCUGACGAAGUGCGAGUGGUUUAUUGAAGGACCUGGACUGCAGAAACCUAAGAGGAUAAAACACGCGUCGGAUGUGGCAGCAAAUGCCCUCGUUGACCUCACGUAUCAGAUGACCCCCCGCCGUACCGGCACUCGCCAAAUAGCAGUCGGUUUCGACACCGUGGAGCUCCCUGACAUCACCGGUAGCGCCAUCAUAGAGGUCAAACCUGCUGCUUAACAAGGAAUUGCAAU
This is a messenger RNA of Lingula anatina, 1457 nucleotides long. RefSeq names its product hemocyte protein-glutamine gamma-glutamyltransferase. Gene Ontology annotation, molecular function: protein-glutamine gamma-glutamyltransferase activity. NCBI's taxonomy places the organism in Eukaryota, Metazoa, Brachiopoda, Lingulata, Lingulida, Lingulidae. Gene Ontology annotation, biological process: peptide cross-linking. The record is from RefSeq and is a predicted model, not a curated record.